AUGUCUAUGGAGGAAAGUAUUAGUCUCGAGGAGACAAACAAGAUCCGUAUCUCUCUCGGUCUCAAGCCCCUUACGGAUGACUCCGCACCAGCCAACGACAAAGAGAAGCAAGCCGAGGAUAACUAUGCAAAGCAGCGCGAGCGGGAGGUGAAAGAGAGAGAAACAAAGCAAAUAUUUGACCGGAUAGCGAAGGUGAGGAACAGACGAGAGCUCCAUGCCUCCCUCAAAGGUGCAACGCUUGGUGACCCCGAAGGCGAUACAGAAGAUACCCUGAAAUGGAUCAAGAAAGCCAAGAAGCGUGACAAGGAGCUGGCGAGGAAAAGGCAACAGGAGUUAGAGAACUUGGACAAAGCCUUUCAGGGUGACGAGUAUACAGAAAAGGACUUGGUUGGCCUCAAAGUCAGCCACGACUUCGAAGACCUUGGAGAAGGAGAUGCCCGUAUACUUACAUUGAAAGACAGCCGCGUUCUUGAUAAUGAAGAGGACGAACUUCAGAAUGUUGAGAUGGCCGAAGAGGAACGCGACCGCAAGAAUAAUGAGCUGAAGAUUAAAAGACGGGAUUACACUGGCUAUGACGAUGACGAAUUUUCGGAAGGCAAGGCCGGAAUGAAGCGAUCAAUUCUGGCGAAAUAUGAUGAGGAUAUUGAAGGUACUCGGGAAACUGAUUUCCGUUUGGGCAGUUCUGUUACGUCUACCACAAUCAAUGGCGCUCAGGUGAAACAAGAACUAGCAAGCGUGAACAAAGCUCUGCUAUCAAUAGAUUAUGCCAAAAAUCUGGAAACGCGUGAUUACCUACAAGAAGGAGAUGUGGGUUUCAAGAAACCAAAGACCAAAACGAAACGUUCAUCACGUCGUGCCCCCAUUGAUGGCGAUGAGAAUGUCAUGGAGGUUGAUGAGAAACCGGUUGUACCUAGGUCACGUGAGUUAGACGCCAACUUUGUCGAUGACGAUGAGCUACAAGCUGCCCUUGCUCGAUCCCGAAGAGCGAAGCUCCACAAACGCAAGAAGCUCUCUCCGGAAGAGAUUGCUCGUAAAGUCGCAGAAGAGCGCAAUCGAGAGCAAUCGAGUCAAGCAAAUGAUAUUAUAGAAAUAGACGACACAGAAGACGGCGACGCCAACGGUUUGACAUUCGACGAUACCUCAGAAUUUGUUCGGGCUAUCUCGUUUAACCAGACUGCGGUGAAGACGGAGCCGGCAGAGGCGUCAAUAGAGCCCACCUCUGCUAAACAUAUAUCGCCCUCUCGCGACCUUUCAGUGGCUGCAGGCGAUGAGGCUCUCGACGAAAUUGAAGCUGGUGAAGUUGUUAAAGAAGAGGAGUACGAGGAUAUGAUGGAAGACGUCACUGAAGCAGAGGAGAAGAAUGCCGCAGCUGGCGACGAUGACGAGGUCGGGACGUUAGGAGAAAAGUCUUUUGGCUCUGGUAUGGCGGCCACCCUUUCACUUCUCCGGCAGCAGGGUGUAUUGGCGAUGCCAUCGGCAGAUCAAACUGCGCGAGAGGAUGUUCAGUUACAUAGGGAUCGAUUCCUCGCCGAAUAUCGUCAUCGACAGGCCCAACGCGAAACGGAUCGCCUACAGUCUCGCAGUGGCAACAAGGACCAAGCAACUCGAGAAUACGAGAACCGACUUCGAGAACAACAAGAGGCCCGCGCGCAGCUGGAGCUGUUCAAGGACUACAAGCCUGACGUCGAGAUUGUUUAUUACGAUGAGUAUGGUCGUGUGUUGACCCCGAAGGAGUCAUGGAAAGCGUUGUCCCACAAAUUCCAUGGCAAGGGCUCUGGGAAGAUGAAGACGGAGAAGAGGCUGAAGAAAAUUGCCGAGGAGAAGAAACAAGCAGCUAUGGCAAGUGGUGAUACCCCGCUUAGUAUGAAUCGUGCCUUCCAGAUCCGCCAGGAGAAAACUGGUCAAGCUCACUUCGUACUGUCUGUGGGUAAUAGAGGUGCUGUCCCUCAAGCGACAGAAUUCUUGGACCCUCAGCCGCUUUCAAAAGGCAAAACUGAAAAGGCAAAGAGCAAGAAGAAGGACUUAGGGAAGGCCGGCGGUGCACAAUUACUCGAGUCCACUGGUUUCAUGACGCUACCAGCGCCACACCUGCAGUCGCACCUCAAUUCACAAAGUCCUGCGCCAUCAGGCUUUUCGUCCGUUAUACCCGCUGGUGGAUCGAAUUCACCCCCAGCUAUGAAGCCAGGUUUUUCGCGCAUAUCGUCAGCUGCAGAUACACCAACACAAACUGGUGCUCCUGUGCCCUCGGAGCGGACGAAGGUGGCUUUUGGCUUUGGAUCGAAGAGGAAAGCGGCAGGAGGACUUUAUGGAUGA
Molecule: messenger RNA, 2313 nt
Organism: Suillus paluster
Lineage: Eukaryota; Fungi; Basidiomycota; Agaricomycetes; Boletales; Suillaceae
Product: SART-1 family-domain-containing protein
Exons: 10
Coding region: 1-2313 (770 amino acids)
Biological process (GO): mRNA cis splicing, via spliceosome; maturation of 5S rRNA
Cellular component (GO): U4/U6 x U5 tri-snRNP complex
Source: RefSeq, a predicted model, not a curated record